This is a messenger RNA of Laetiporus sulphureus 93-53, 1517 nucleotides long. Its product is annotated as NAP-domain-containing protein. Gene Ontology annotation, biological process: nucleosome assembly. Gene Ontology annotation, cellular component: nucleus; chromatin. Gene Ontology annotation, molecular function: chromatin binding; histone binding. Bases 73 to 1320 code for a protein of 415 amino acids. The record is from RefSeq and is a predicted model, not a curated record. The transcript has 5 exons. NCBI's taxonomy places the organism in Eukaryota, Fungi, Basidiomycota, Agaricomycetes, Polyporales, Laetiporaceae.
GCCAGGCGCCCUUGCUCUUGCUUGUCAUUUCGCCUUUGCCUCCCCUUUCUUUUCUUUCUCUUUCUGCCAACCAUGUCCGACAAGAUUUCCUUUGCACAUUCCGACAUCACCGCUCCCACCCCGCAGAAUACGCCUUUGACGCACGCGCCCAUCGCUGCCGGCCUCUCGCGCCCCACCGUUCCCGACAUCAGCGAAGAUAAUGAGCCUGAGGAAGAGGACGCCAACUCGGCCAUGCAGCAUGCUAUGCUCGGCAUGGUUCAGGGAAAACUAGCAGGGCUGCUCGGAAAGAGUUCGGGCUACGUCGAGAACCUGCCCGUCGAGGUCAAAAAGAGCGUCGAGGCGCUCAAGGGGGUGCAGGUGAAGCAGGUUGAGCUGCAGAACCAGUACAAGCGCGAGUGUCUCGCGCUCGAGAAGAAGUAUCUCGAGCUUCAGACCCCGCUUUACGAUCGCCGACAUGCAAUCAUUACGGGUAAGGCGCAACCUACGCCUGAGGAGAUCGAGGCCGGCGAAAAGGAGUCGCUCAAGGACGAUCCGGACCACACUCCGUUGCCAAAAGACACCCCUGCGUCUGGGAUCCCCGAAUUCUGGCUCACUGCACUCAGGAACCAUGUUGCCCUGUCAGAGUUGAUCACGGAUAGGGAUGCUGUUGCGCUCAAGCACCUCGCUGACAUCCGCCUGUCAUACUUACCUCCUACCGACCCCAAACCCGGCUUCAAGCUCUCUUUUGUAUUCACUCCGAACGAGUUUUUCGAGAACGAAGUGCUCGAGAAGACGUAUCUAUAUCAGGAGGAGGUGGGCUACUCAGGUGACUUCAUGUAUGACCGUGCGAUUGGCACGGACAUUAAGUGGAAGGAGGAUAAGGAUUUGACAAAAGAGUUCGAGAUCAAGAAGCAGAGGAACAAGAAUACAAAUCGGACACGUCUGGUUCGCAAGGCACGUCCAACAGAUUCAUUCUUCAACUUCUUCAACCCGCCACAGCCGCCGGAUGAGAACGAGGAGGAGGUCGAUGAAGAGGAGCUUGACGAGCUCGAGGAGAAACUCGAGAUCGAUUAUCAGAUCGGCGAGGACAUUAAAGAGAAGAUCAUUCCCCGUGCGAUUGACUUCUUCACGGGCAAGGCGCUAGAGUACGAGGACCUCGAUGAGGAUGAGGAUGAUUUUGAGGACAUCGAGGAUGACGACGACGAUGAGGAUCGCUUCGAGGCCGAGGAGGAUUCCGACUCGGAUGCGGACGUACCCGCGAGGAGGCGUGCUCCGCCCAAGGGCCGUGGGGCCGCAGGCGCGAACAACAACGUCAACCCGGAGGAGUGCAAGCAGCAGUGAUUUCUCCGUCCUUAGCUGAGAUGUUGCUGUUCGUCAGUUACAGUGAGCCUGGUCUUCGCCAGCGUAAUCAUCCGUUGCCUUUCCUGCAAUGCUCAUGUCCCAAUCAUGGUUCCAUUCCUGUCCUCAUUCUUCCUUUGUUCUCGUACGAACUCAUGUACCUCUGAAACGGUGCUGUUCUUAUAUUUGCUCGUGAAUCC